AUGUCUGAUUCGAAUGCUGUAGUCGAAGACUUCGCCGCUGCAAUGCGCGACAUCGAGUCGAGCUCUUCCUCCGAGGAGAAAUCUGACGAGGAGGAGGAUGCCAAUGGCGACGGCGAUGCUGCCGACAACAGGAACCAGGAAACGACGGAGGAAACCAUGGCGCAAACCCGAGUCAUGUCUGUGGACGCCGACACAGCACCUGUGCCUCAACUACGUUCGGGCUUGAAAUACGCGCAAGGUCAAUGCACCAAAGGUCAUUCGACGAUCUUGGAGCUUCGUCGCCGUAUUAAGGAGCUAGAGGACGAGCUUGCCCUGGCCAAGUCGAAGAAGAAGCCCACGUCCAUCGAAACCAAAGUCAAAGACGCCGGGCGACAGUUCGUUUAUUUGUUUCGUAUAAUCCCUCCCGACUAUCUCUUCCCACUUCGUGGUGUCGAGCCGCUUGAUCCUCGCCAUCCGUCUCGGUUCAAGGACGCAGAGAAACGGCGUCGUUGUCUUGUUACUGAAUUUGUCAAAUUCCUGUCUCCUGAGCUUCGUAAGGCCGUCUCCAGCUAUUCGAGUUUCCAGUCGAAGUUUCUCGAAGGCGCGAGGUCCGAGAUCGGUAUCUUCGUCAACGCCAUCAAGUCACAGUACCCACGUAUCUACACCGGACUCGGCAUCAGCGAGCGCGGACUCUCGACCGCUGAGAAUCUCCCGAAGGACCCCAUGGUCAAAUGGCUCCUCGAGGACCCUUUCGCACCCGACGAGGGGAGCGCCAGCAGCGAGAGCGCCGACAACGAGGACAAGGACGAGGAGGUGGACGUUGUCCCCACCUUUCCGAGGAUUCUUUUCCAGGAUCCAAGUCUCCCUGACGGCGAUGAGCUCUUUCGGCAGCAAGCAUUGAUCAAUGCUGCUAAAGGCGCUCUAUUCGGGCAGUCUUCUUUGACUGGACGCGGUGGCUCUGGCGGUCCGAGACCGAGAGCGAUCAGGUGGAAGAUGAAAGGGACCACACCUGGUCUUAUCUGUGCCUUGGCGGUCCUGGUGAUUCACCGACUCACUGCAGAUACCGACUUUAACGCUACGGGAAAGUCUACGCAUAUCAACUGGGAAGCUCGUUUCGACGAGUAUCUUGCUGUGUUGAACAGAAACCCCGAUUGGACCGACAAGCUCCUCGCUUUCUGGGACUCCAUCCUCUUCCCCAAAUCCGGCUCGGCGAAGACAGCCACUCGCACAACGCCUCGUGAUCCCAUCGACCGCGCUAACUCCCUUUUCGACAAGAUCCAGGCUCGUAUCGCCUCAUCUGAGCCCGAGCCCUCUAAUGCGACAGAUAGCGCUGAUUCUGCUGCUCUCCAGCAGCAGAUCAAUCAGCUGUCGAUCUCAGACGCAAAUGGAGCGGUCGACGCUGCGCCUGUGGUCUCUGGCGCUCGCGCUCGGUCGGUCCGUGCGUCCCCCGCUCCGUCUACCCCGCUCGGGCAGGAGCCUUUGAGCUCCGCCUCAGCGGCACCCCUCGAGAAAGCGCCCACGCCCGUACCAGCUCAAGUUGACGUUCUCGCCACGAAACCGGCCCGCAGAACCCGUCAAACGGCCCGGGCAGCCCAGGAUGAGGACCAGGAGUCGUCAUCAAAGGUGAAACGCAGCGCUGGUAGUGCUAAACGCAACAGGGGCACCUAA
Coniophora puteana RWD-64-598 SS2 is the source of this 1647-nucleotide messenger RNA. RefSeq lists its product as uncharacterized. The transcript is spliced from 5 exons. Bases 1 to 1647 code for a protein of 548 amino acids. The record is from RefSeq and is a predicted model, not a curated record. NCBI's taxonomy places the organism in Eukaryota, Fungi, Basidiomycota, Agaricomycetes, Boletales, Coniophoraceae.